This is a messenger RNA of Branchiostoma floridae (Florida lancelet), 5347 nucleotides long. RefSeq lists its product as uncharacterized. Lineage: Eukaryota; Metazoa; Chordata; Leptocardii; Amphioxiformes; Branchiostomatidae. Bases 288 to 2117 code for a protein of 609 amino acids. Gene Ontology annotation, molecular function: toxin activity. The transcript is spliced from 6 exons. The record is from RefSeq and is a predicted model, not a curated record.
AGUGCGUCUGAGUCAUUUUGGGGGAAUUUCACCCGUACACCGUCUGGUAAAAACUGAUCUCAACAUCGGUGUGGACAGUUGUUCAUUCAAGAACCGCCCUACUUACCGCCCUGCUGUAACAUACUGCUAUCAAGAGGCCUAGAUGCAUAUGCGGAACUUCCCAGUACGUCUGAGUCAUAUUUGGGAAGUUCACCCGUACACCGUCUGUUGAAAACUGAUCUUAACAUCGGUGUGGACAGUUGUUCAUUCAAGAGCCGCCCUACUUGGGAACAUACUGGUGUCAAGAGAUGGGGAAUACAGGAUCGAAAAUGACUCUUCACGCGUUUCUCAGAGAAGACCAGAAAGAGCCAAUAGCAGAAGUUGCGUCAAGACUGGCCGGGGAGAUGACAAAGGUUGCUAUAAUGACGAAGGAUGCUGGAGUGAAGGCUGCAGGAGAAGCCGCAAGGAAUGGUACCGAAGCUGCAAUCGGCGCUAUUGCCACAGCUGCGGCUGGCACUACCGCAGGUGCUGUUGCCGGGGCUCUAGCCGGGCCGGUAGGAAUGGUCGUUGGUGCUAUAGCUACGGCAAUACUGAAUGGUAUCUGGAAUGCCAUAUUCCCACCAGACUCGACGGAGGUCCAUGCUUCCAUCGAAGAAAUCAGGAAUGUUCUGCGUCAAGAACUGCAUGAAGACACCAUCACAAAAAUCAACGGCUUGCUGAGUGAUUUAAGGGCAAGACUGACAAUCGAUUACGCAAACAGUAGAAAGACCAGCGACCUGACAGACAAGAGAGCACGGCAACGACUGCAUGAUGAAUUGGAGGCACUCAACAGCAAUAUGGACGGCGUGAUUGGCACGUUGAUGCAAAAGAGCUACGCAAAAAUUGGACUAGUAAACUUUCUGCUGUUAGCCGGUCUGCGCCUCGCUCUGUACCAAGAAAUGGCUAACGUGGACCCGCAGAACGAAGAUUCGCAAUUUAACCCGACCAAGUCCCGCUACGCAGCGCCGGAAAUUGGAGUUGUGGCAGAGUACGCCCGCAGGUACGCUGACCACGCAGAGAAGUAUUGGAAACAGGUACAAGUAGAGUAUAGAAAGAGCAUCAACGUCACGGAUUGGCGCUAUCAAGGAGGGCGGAUUGACAACAAUUUAUCAGGUGGAUGUGGGUUUCAGCAAGAUACAAACAGAUCGGCCCGUGCCUUGGCAGAAGAGUAUUGGGAAAAGCAGAAGAGGAAACUCGAAGAAAAGUUCUGCCACCCUGAGGAGAUCAUUGCCAACUGGAGACGUCUCAUCGAGGUGCCCCUCAACGUUCCAGACAUUAAAGGAUCAACGAUGACUCUUGACGAGUUUCUCAGGGGAAACGAAAAAGACCCGAUAGCCGACGCUGCAUCGAGAUUGGCCGAGGAGAUGACAAAAGAGGCCGUAACGGUGGCAAAGGAUGCAGCAGGAGCUGCCGCUUCCGAAGCUUUCGAGGGCGCCGAUACUGCUGCGGUUAUAGCAGGGCCUAUAGGAGUAAUCGCUGGCGCUCUAGCUACAAAAUUGCUAAGUGACGACUGCGAAUGGGAGGCCUUAAUCCCGUUGACGAAGGUGGAUCCCGCCAUCGCAGACAUACAGAAGGCUCUCGGUCAAGACCUGGGGGACACCACAGAAAGAAUCAAUGACUUGCUGAGCGUUUUGAAAGCUAAGCUGAGAAACAUCGAUGAUUACGCACACAACAUGAAGGACAGCGACCUUACAAAACCAGACGACCGACGACAUCUCUACGGCGAAUUGAAGUCACUCAAUAACGAACUUGACGAAGGAUUCGUCAUGUUGCAGCAGGACAAGUACGCAAAGAUUGGUCUAGCUAUCUUCCUGUUACUCGCCAGUCUUCGUCUCGCUCUGUACCAAGAAAUGGCUAACGUGGACCCGAGGAACAGGGACCAGAAGUUCAACGCGGCCAAGUCCCUGCGCUACGCAUCGCCACACACCGGGCAAGUGGCAAAACACGCCCGCCAAUACGCUAAACACGCAGAGACGGUGUGGCUACAGGUCCUAAAGGACCGGAAAAAGACGAUUAAAGUCACUACCUAUAUUGGGAAUAAAGGAGGGCGGGUGGAAGACGAGCUGACAGGAGAUUUUCAGCAAGAUACCAACAGAUAGGUCGGUGUGUGGGUCGAAGAGUAUUGGGAAAAGCAGAAGAAGAAGCUGGAAGAAAAGUUCUGCCACCCUGAGGAGAUCAUUGCCAACUGGAGACGUCUCAUCGAGGUGCCCAUCAACAUUCCAGACGUUCCAGUGGAGGACAGCCCCGACGUUACUGACAGUCCAGGUCAGGCAGUUGGGUUCUUCAAUCGGCUUUCUUGGUGGUUUUCCAUGCGAGGAGCUCAAAGCGACCAUAACAAAAUCAACUAGCUGUAGCAUUAUCAUUCUGAGAAUUUCAAGGAAAAUUUCAAGCUGUGUUAAGGGUGGGUAUAGAUACCCCACGAAAUGAUAUUGUUCUGGACACACGUCACGUAAGUCAUAAGUGGAAUUCUGAUAAUGUAUUCAUUGAUACAUAUUAUUUUAGAAAUCAUACGUAUACCCCUUCUGGAGUUUCUUGCUCCUCCAAAGGUUACCGCAUAAUGAUAGAUUGUUACAUGUAUACAGUGUAUUCCUACUCUGGGCAGUACUAUGUACAUGGAUGAUGACUUUGAUAUUUAAUCAGGCUACAGCAAGCUAAUGAAGUACUUUUGAGAUCUACUCACUUCAAGUUUUGGCAGUUUCAUGAAUUGCUAUUGCAAAACUACAGUCUUUUAAUCAGCUGUACUAAACAAAGAAAUAAUUCCUUUUGCAAAUUAUUAUACACUUUGUGUCAUGCAUGGGUUUGCAUUGCAAGCUCAAAUAUUUUAUAAUGAAAUAUUUAAUGAAACGACAAAAGUACAGCGCCUUUCGUAAGAUAUACAUGUAUAACAACUACUUACAGUACAACUAAACAGACAUAUAUGGAUAUCUAUAGGUAUGAAUGAGUCAACAUGUUGGGUCUAGCAUGUCAUUUACACUAUUGGUUUUAAGGUAUAAGCAUUCGUUGAUAUAUUUGCCUACUUGAACACAGUGAGGGUUAUCGCCUCCAAGAAUGUAGUUUGAAUAUCGGACCGAAGUGUCGGCCAGUCUGGGUUUAAGUUACUGCAUUGUAUUGCACAGUGCGAGAUUUAGUUAUAUUUCAUUUAAUCAUAGAAGCAAGGAAUGAUAUCGGUGUGGCCUUAACACUUUUUUUUUGCAAUAUAGUUGCUUUUCUUUAUCCUUCUAACGUAAUUCAGUGACAGUUGGUGCUUCACGUGGCCUCUCCUGUUCGCUAAAACAUUUUUUCAAACUGACCGCGAACAAACUCCAAUUCGUCGCUUGAAAUAACUAUUUUUAGGAAAAACAUAGAAAAAUCGCAGUUGGCAAAAUGGCACGAAGUGGGGUGAAAUAGUCCCCAAACAAGCGCAUUUACUGCAAGUCUCUUUUUGAUGCAUCAAAAUUAUUAUGUAUUCGUUUGUAAUUCAGCGGUAGCGCUGUGAUUUUCAGUAAAGUUAUCUUGUAUCUAAUUUUGUGCCGAAAUUGAGAAGUGACAUUCUGGCUAACCAUUUUCUCUGUAGUGGUAACGUAUCUUACCCGUGUCGCACAUCAGUGUAAUCAGAAGGAAAUAUUGGCAAAAUAAUUCAUUAAGUUGACACAAUGAUUUUUCACCAACAGGUGCAAUCCAGUGAGAUACAUUAAGAAACUGAUGUUAGCUAAGUAAAAGUGGUGGUGUUUCAUGUUAUACAAGGGCAGAUUAAGUUUUCAGACUGUUUGGGUUGAUGAUAUAAUUCUAUGUAAGGGACUGCAGUAUUUAGCAGGUCAUUGAGUUUGUACGUGUUUUUUUUAUAGCUACACCGCCCACCUUAAGAAUUCUUCAUGCCCACCCCACCCCAACUUGGGAUAAGUUUCAGAAAUCUUAAUGACACUAUCCUAGCUUGGGACGAGUUGUGUCAUAGCCUGUUAUAACCCCUUCCAAAGUUUGAUAAUUUUUCUAGUCCAAAUAAUGCAAUGCAACCUUAGGAAAAGCAAAAGAAUUUUUGUAACGAUUUCCCUUAUAGAUCAUAUGGUACUUGAACUCUGACCUGCCAGAUAUCAUGUAGUCCUUUUAGGCAACACCGACUUAAUUUUAUGGAUGACAUCUGCACGCAUAUUGAUUUUUGCCUGUACUAAAAAACAACCUGUAGCCACAUGUCAAUCAAUAAGCAUCCCUGGUCAAUCUGGAUUUUUUUACUUGCCAGAGGAUCUGCUCUCCAGGGUAAGGGGGCACAUGGUCAGGGCAUGGGGCCACAGCUCCCCUUUUUAAACAAGAAUUGCAAUAAAAACAUGAUUGAAAUGUCGACGAUUAUGACUGUCAAUCAACGAGGGGGAAACAAGAAAGACUUGGGAAAGAAUGGACUGGAUGUUUCGUCCUUCAGUUUAGUGGAUUUUUUUUUGCCCUCGCGCAUCAGUUUUGGGGUCCCCAGAAGAUGUCAUCCAAAAAAUUAAGUCACCGAGGCCUUAUUUGUAAGUAUAUGCAUUGUGUGGUGAUGUGAAAGGUUCUGAAUACAGGUGGUUGAGAAAAAUCUAGGAGUCAUUUUUAUUUUUGUGUCAUCAUUUCAAGAAAGCACACAUGGGAAGGAGUGUUUGCAUGGCACUGUGUUGUAUGUGACUGUAUUUCUGUGUAUUAUGUAUGUUUGGGUCAAGUAUACAUGUAUGUGUGUAGUGUACAUUCAAGUGUGUGUACAUGCAUGUGUCUAUAUCUCUGUGUGAGUAUAUGUGCACGAGUUUGGGUCUGUAUGCAUGGGAAUGUGUACGACUGUACGUACAUGGGUAUGUCUCUGUGUGUGUUCUAUUGAUAUCUGUAGGUAUUAUGAAAUCUAAAAAAAAAUAAGUGUCAUCAGGACUAUCUCAAGACCAGAAUUUCUUAUAUGUAUACUUGAAGUUAGUCCUCACUCAUAGUGAGUUGAGCUUGUAUCAGCCAAAUUCUAAACCAUGGAGAAAAGAUAGGUGUUGGUUCAGUGACAGGAAGAGGUCUAAUGGUCUUGCACUAAGCAAAAUCAAAUUAAAACAAAAUGACAACACACAGACACAUCACGUUGUAAGGAAACACUGAAUGUUAUACACUAAAUCUUCCAACUGUGGAAGGUUUCCAAUGUUCCAAUACCCAUGCAGUUUACAUAAUAACUGCUUGGUAACACUGGUGGUGGUAAGUACUUCUUAAAAUGGCAAGACUUUUGCUGCUCACAUUUUACAAAAUGGCUAAUUACAAAGGCUCAGCUCCAGUUACAGUGUUCAAACAGCUUGUUUUGUAUUAGAUUACAUGUACUUAUGCAGAAUACAGACACAUAUAAAUACUGCUACCAUAUCCACUAGCA